CCACAGGAUUAGCAAGGCUGGCUGUCAUACUGGCACGAUAAAUUACAACGACUAAAAUACUGUAAAUCCACCACCAUCCAAUGAGUACUCUUAAAGCCCAAGGAUUUGGCAGACGAGAUUAAAAAUAUUUAUAAUAUACAAUGCAAGUAUCAAAGUUAAAGAAUUUGAUAAAUGAUUUACCCAAAGGCCCUUUGGAUAAGUAUAGAAUACGUGCUAGGUUUGAUUGGAAAUUAUUGAAGCUAAAUUUAGAAGGAGAAGAAGGUAUCAAAUUUCAGAACAAAAUAUGGUCAUUUAUUAAGGACAAUCCACUAUUUAAAGUAAAUUAUACUUCAUCAUCAUUGGACGAAAGUCGUAGAAUUUGUACAGCUCGAAUUCGUGCUCUUCUAGAGAAUCAAAUUCAUCCAAUUGAAUAUAAAGGUUGGAUAAAUAUACUUUUUCAAUAUGAUUCGUCGAUCCCAAUCAAAAUAAGUAUCAUGCAUGGAAUGGUUCCAAGUACUAUUUUCUCUUUAGGUACAGAACGUCAUAUGGAUAUUCUGUACAAAUUCUUAAAUCAGGAAUAUUUAGGUGUCUUUGCUUUAACCGAAAUAUCUCAUGGAACAAAUGUUAAAGGUAUGAGAACUACUGCAACAUAUGAUGUGAAUAGACAAACCUUCUGUUUACAUUCACCAGAUUUUGAAGCUGCAAAAUGCUGGGUUGGUGGUUUAGGAAAGACUGCUACACAUGCCAUUCUUUUUGCACAAUUGAUUACGCCAGAUGGAAUAAAUCAUGGUCUUCAUUCUUUUAUUGUACCUAUACGAGAUCUUGAUACCCAUUUACCGUUGCCCGGUGUAACUGUUGGAGAUUUAGGCGAAAAAAUUUCACUUAAUGGGGUGGACAAUGGUUUUGUAAUAUUUAAUAAUUAUCAUAUUCCACGUAUAUACUUAUUAAAUCGAACAGCCGAUGUUACUGAAGAUGGACAAUACGUAACAUCCUUUAAAGAUAAAAAUAAAAGAUUUGGUGCAUCAUUUGGCGCAUUAUCAAUAGGACGUUUUAAUAUUACAUGGAUAUGUUCGACUUAUCUUAAUCUUGCACUGGUCAUAGCAUUACGAUAUUGCGCGGUUAGAAAACAAUUUGGUCCAUCGGAAAAUGAAGAGUGGCCUGUAAUAGAGUAUCAAACACAGCAAGCUAGAUUAUUUCCACAUUUAGCAUCUGCAUAUGCAAUAAAGAUAUUUUCGCAAAAAUAUGUCGAAGCUAUAUUUAAUUUUCAAAUGAAGCUAAUUGAUAAAGAAAAUGACAAUAACAUUGAAAAAGGUAUUGAGUUCCAUGCAUUAUCUUCAGCUGCAAAACCAUUGUGUUCAUGGAUUGCACGAGAUGCUAUUCAAGAUUGUAGAGAGUCAUGUGGUGGUCAUGGAUAUUUAAAGAUGUCACGUUUAGGAGAUAUUCGAGCUGAUCAUGACGCAAAUUGUACUUACGAAGGUGAAAAUAAUAUACUUAUUCAACAAACAAGUAACUGGUUGUUGAAUCAAUGGUCUUGUCUGUUAAAUGGGAAAACUAUUUCCUCUCCACUUGGAACAAUAGAUUUUUUAGCAGAUAGUAAAUAUAUUCUAAAACAAAAAUUUAAUUGCACCACAGUCGAAAAAACGAUAAGUCUUGAAAAUUUAUUAUUUUCAUUUCAAUGGUUAUUAUGUUAUUAUUUAAAAAAAACUUAUAAACAUGUACAAGAUCUUAAAGAAAACGGAUAUACUGAUUUUAUGAUACGAAACGAUUCACAAUUAUUUUUUGCACGAACAUUAUCUCUUGUAUAUGGAGAAUAUGUUUUACUUAAAACUUUCAUCGAUUGUAUAAAAGAACCUAUUUGGAGAACAGAAGAAUAUGAGGUACUUAAAAAGUUGUGUUCUUUGUUUGGAUCAACGACUUUGGAGAAGAGAUUGGUAGAUCUGUAUGCUGGUGGUUAUGCAUCAGUCGAUAGUAAUAUAGACGAUAAAUUGCGACAAGGUAUUAUAACAUUGUGCAAAGAUUUAUUGGAAGAUGCUGUAGCUUUAAUAGAUGUAUUAGCACCGCCUGAUUAUAUUGUUAAUUCUCCACUAGGAAUGGCCGAUGGGAAUGUAUAUAAACAUAUCCAGGAGAAGAUUUUCGAAAAUAAGGAAAAUUUAGAACGUCCUACAUGGUGGAAAGAAAUAUUACCAUCUAGAUUAUGAUAUAAAAUAUCUUUUAUAUAAUUGGUUUCAUUUGCUUAUAUUUUAAAUAUCCCAA
Vespa mandarinia (Asian giant hornet) is the source of this 2232-nucleotide messenger RNA. Its product is annotated as peroxisomal acyl-coenzyme A oxidase 3. The record is from RefSeq and is a predicted model, not a curated record. Gene Ontology annotation, cellular component: peroxisome. Gene Ontology annotation, biological process: fatty acid beta-oxidation using acyl-CoA oxidase; lipid homeostasis. NCBI's taxonomy places the organism in Eukaryota, Metazoa, Arthropoda, Insecta, Hymenoptera, Vespidae. Gene Ontology annotation, molecular function: fatty acid binding; FAD binding; pristanoyl-CoA oxidase activity.